UGCCCCAUCAUUGGUAUCAGUGGGAGGAAUAGUGCCCAAUCAUUGGUGUCAUUGGGAGGAACAGUGCCCCAUCAUUGUGUCAGUGGGAGGAAUAGUGCCCCAUCAUUGGUGUCAGUGGGAGGAACAGUGCCCCAUCAUUGGUGUCAGUGGGAGGAACAGUGCCCCAUCAUUGGUGUCAGUGGGAGGAAUAGUGCCCCAUCAUUGGUGUCAGUGGGAGGAAUAGUGCCCCAUCAUUGGUUGUCAGUGGGAGGAAUAGUGCCCCAUCAUUGGUGUCAGUGGGAGGAAUAGUGCCCCAUCAUUGGUGUCAGUGGGAGGAAUAGUGCCCCAUCAUUGGUGUCAGUGGGAGGAAUAGUGCCCCAUCAUUGGUGUCAGUGGGAGGAAUAGUGCCCCAUCAUUGGUAUCAGUGGGAGGAAUAGUGCCCCAUCAUUGGUAUCACUGGAGGAAUAG
Messenger RNA from Staurois parvus, 447 nucleotides. The record is from the annotation of a GenBank genome assembly. Lineage: Eukaryota; Metazoa; Chordata; Amphibia; Anura; Ranidae.